AAUUUGACAGGUACACACUGCGCGGUCUUGUUGUGCGUAUGCGGAACCUUUGACUGGGGAAGACUUUAACCUGGGGACACUCGUGUAACGAUGGCCGACGUACCAGAUAAUGCACCGCAGCACUGCCCGGGUACAGAAAGUGAGCAGGCAGGAAAGACGUCGUCAUGUGAGGGCUGUCCCAACCAGAAAGUGUGUGCUUCUGGAGCCACCAAGGCCCCCGACCCCGCCAUAGCAGAGAUUGGAGCGAAGAUGUCGACAGUCAAACACAUUAUUCUCGUGCUGUCUGGAAAAGGAGGAGUGGGGAAGAGUACAUUCAGCGCUCACCUGGCUCACGCCCUGGCAAGUGACAACACAAAAGAGGUCGCCCUGCUGGAUGUAGAUAUCUGCGGUCCAUCCAUUCCUAGGAUCAUGGGCUUAGAGGGAGAACAGGUUCAUCAGAGUGGCUCAGGCUGGUCUCCUGUUUACGUGGAUGACAACCUGGCUGUCAUGUCUAUUGGCUUCCUGCUCAAUAGCCCCGAUGAUGCUGUGAUCUGGAGAGGACCCAAGAAGAACGGGAUGAUCAAGCAGUUCUUGAGGGAUGUUGACUGGGGGGAGCUGGAUUACCUCAUCGUGGACACGCCCCCCGGCACCUCUGACGAGCACCUGUCCAUCGUCCAGUACCUGAGCUCCACCCACAUCGAUGGAGCUGUGAUUAUCACCACACCGCAGGAGGUAUCGUUGCAGGAUGUGCGGAAGGAAAUCCGGUUCUGUCAGAAGGUCAAGCUGCCGAUCAUCGGAGUGGUGGAGAACAUGAGUGGCUUCGUCUGCCCUUCAUGCAAGAACACGUCGCAGAUUUUCCCUCCCACCAGCGGGGGUGCAGAGAAAAUGUGUGCGGAUCUGGAUCUACCGCUGUUGGGGAAAGUCCCUCUAGACCCGAGGAUAGCACGAAGCUGCGACGAGGGAAAGUCUUUCCUCAACGAAGUACCAGACUCUCCCGCUGCUAAAGUCUACCUGAAUAUCGUGCAGAGUAUUCAGGACUACUGCUCCAACCGUGUGACAGAGGAGCAGAGCACGACCUGAAGCCACUCUGAUGGAGGCGGCCAUAUUGGACCACAUCACAGAGACAGUGCCAUGAUGAGACUGUGGUAGAAAUGAUUAAAAACACACAAGAACAAACUAGUGCAUAAUACACCAAAGCUGAAAUGAUUAAAGGCCACUUCUGUGAGAUGCUCCAACCUUACAGUGCAGAUGGUUUAUUCUGCAGGCGCUGGCCAAUUCCAUUAUGAGGAUUAAUUGUUGUAUAAUAAUGAGUAGUUCUCAUUGUAAUACAUUUUAUAUAAAGAAGUGUUAUUAUAAUGGGUGCUGAUGUCUAAAUAAGCACUUGGGUUCAAAUGUUAAACAUUAAAAAGACCAAAAUCCACAAUGGGUUAUUCUGUCAGUCAAUACCGUCAGUAUAACACAGCAUCAUGUGACACAGAGCGAUAAGCCCAUUGAUUCAAACUGAAGAUGCACAGGUGUAUGUAUAACAAAUGGACACUGAAGUUUUUUGUAAAGCUUUCUGAAACGGGAGUACAUAUCGGCAUUUAAUAGGGACCAUUUAAGGAUCAAAACACCUUUGUUUGAGAUGGUGUUUGUACUCAGACAAAGCGAGUUCUCUUUCAGCGCAGCAGAGAGGAAGCUAUAUGAUGCUUUGUGUACACAGGCAAUCCUUUAUCAAUCAAUGUAUUGUUAUUUAACGUCCUUACCAAGAAGUUGCCGACAAAAACAACAUUUCAAAUGAUCACCAGACUUUGAAUUGCCUUUUAAAAGUAGCAUUCAUCCUAUGGUACUGAAUAUACAGUGAGUUUACAGUGUGCUCUAGUAAAAGAGGUGCUAUUUGGCGAAGUGAAAACGUUGGUCAUGUAGUAAAUCAAGCUGUAGCAUAAACAUUUAACCAAUUCCUUAAAGGAUAUUUUGUGCAUCUACCGGCCCUCACUGUUAUCGAGAACAAAGUCUUCUAAAUACAAAGCACAGUGUCAUCAGCAUAGUGUGUGAUUUCAUUGUUCCAUGCAUAGCUAGUGAAUAAAAAGUGUGGAUGUAUGAAUCCCGGAGAUCUACAUGGAUUGUUUAAGAUAUGUGUAUAUGAGGAUUGAAACGUAACUCUCUCACCAACGAGUCCGAGCCACAGACCAAAUCGUGCAUGAUCUGUACAAUUUGUACAUUCAUAUAUAAAAGUUGCAGGCAAAAUGUACAGUUUGAAAUGAUUCAUUUUCGUUAAUGACCAGUAAAUGGGGGAUUAGUCAGUCCUGAAUUACAGUAAAAAAUCAAAUGUAUUUUAGAUAAUAAAUAGUUUUGCAACUGUCUAGGACACGCAUUGUUUAAGGUAAUGUAUUUGCUUUAACUGAUUUAUAAAAUAAAUGAUUAAACAGAAA
Messenger RNA from Eleginops maclovinus (Patagonian blennie), 2390 nucleotides. It is a transcript of the gene nubp1, whose product is annotated as nucleotide binding protein 1 (MinD homolog, E. coli). Gene Ontology annotation, cellular component: cytosol. Bases 91 to 1059 code for a protein of 322 amino acids. Gene Ontology annotation, biological process: iron-sulfur cluster assembly. The transcript is spliced from 10 exons. The record is from RefSeq and is a predicted model, not a curated record. Gene Ontology annotation, molecular function: 4 iron, 4 sulfur cluster binding; ATP binding; ATP-dependent FeS chaperone activity. Lineage: Eukaryota; Metazoa; Chordata; Actinopteri; Perciformes; Eleginopidae.